GGAACAAUAACGUCCGAAAGGGACGAGUUUUAUGGACGGAAGAACUCCACAACUUGUUCAUGGAUACAGUCCUUGAGCUUGGAGAAGGAAGGUGUUUUCCAAAGGACAUAGCGGAGGCCAUGAACGUACCAAAUCUCACUAGGAUGCAAGUCGCCAGCCACCUUCAGAAGUGUCGCCGUAAUGAUUGGAAAAGUCCCAUCGAUAAAAAGAAAGCUGGUUCGAAGGGUCAAAGCGAUAAUAAGAGGCUCACUACUCCUAGGUUUGGGGCAAUGCCUUUAUGUGAACAAGAGGUUGAUGACACUAAUUUGGAUGUGGGUGGCUU
Cuscuta epithymum is the source of this 322-nucleotide messenger RNA. Lineage: Eukaryota; Viridiplantae; Streptophyta; Magnoliopsida; Solanales; Convolvulaceae. The record is from the annotation of a GenBank genome assembly.